Messenger RNA from Stegostoma tigrinum, 1127 nucleotides. It is a transcript of the gene nipsnap3a, whose product is annotated as nipsnap homolog 3A (C. elegans). The transcript is spliced from 6 exons. Gene Ontology annotation, cellular component: mitochondrion. The record is from RefSeq and is a predicted model, not a curated record. Bases 192 to 956 code for a protein of 254 amino acids. Lineage: Eukaryota; Metazoa; Chordata; Chondrichthyes; Orectolobiformes; Stegostomatidae.
AUUUGGUAUCCUGAACUAGCGCGGCUACCGUACGAGGCUGGGGUGGGCUGAAUGAAGUGUGGUUUGACCUGGUCGGUGUCCGGUUAUCCGUUUGGAACGUACUGUGGCAAUCGCUGAGUUCCAAGUAAUUGUCCGGACGUUCGAUUGUAUUGUUGCAGCGUUCCAGCUCCUGUUGUCCGUGUCCCGUGGCCAUGUAUAUUCUCAGGAGUGCGUUGAACAGAAGCUAUGCAGCAGCUCCAAGGUCUCUGUCCUACCCUAGUAGCAUGGGACAGCAGAGAUCAAUAGGUACUUCCAGAGGCAGCAAUCAGCUCAGCGGCACUUUUUAUGAAUUUCGCAGUUACGUCAUACAGCCGGGGAAGGUGGCUGACUUUAUGAAGCUUACAAGUGAUAAUAUUCACCUACGUACUGCCCAAUCUGAACUAGUUGGGUACUGGUCAGUGGGAAUUGGGUGUCUGAAUGAAGUCUUUCAUAUUUGGAAAUAUGGCAGUUACAAGGAGCGAUCAGCAGUCCGAGAAGCCCUGGCAAACAAUAAAGACUGGCAACAAAAUUAUAUCUCAAAAAUGCUGCCGAUGCUGCUCAGUCAGACCAGUGAGAUUGUCUACAUGGUGCCCUGGGCGGAGUUGGGCAAACCACCGAAAAAAGGCAUAUAUGAGCUGGUCACUUAUCAAAUGGUACCAGGUGGACCUGUUGUAUGGGGGAAAGCCUUCCAGAAAGCAGUCAGUGCGCACAGCAAUGUGGGCUAUUGCACACUAAUUGGGGUAUUCCACAGUGAGUUUGGCCAGCUCAACAAAGUCCAUGUCCUCUGGUGGCACGAAGAUGGGGAUCAUCGAGCGUCCGGAAGGCACAGGUCACAUGAAGAUGUUAGAGUGGUGGCAGCAGUGAGGGAUAGUGCCUCAUACCUGGUGACACAGACUAACAAGCUUCUACUUCCAACUUCAUAUUCACCUCUGAAAUGAUUCCAUACACUAAACACUGGUGGUUGUGCUUUCUUUGAAUGGUGCCUGUCAUACAAGUGAUCCCUUUGAAAUCAAGCCUCGCUGCGUUGUGAUAAUGGUCACUGACCAGAGCUAAUUUUAUUUUGUACACUUUAAUGGCUGAAUUGCUUGGAAUAAAACAUUAAUCACAAA